GCAGAACAGGUUUAUGUAAAAGCUGAGAAGAUGUAUAACGCUUAUAAAAUCUUUGUUCCUAACCACAAAUUAGAGCAAUUUUUGGAUGAUAAUAUGUGGCCCGAGGGAAUAUCUUUUCGACGUUACAUCGAGUUCAAAAGUGUAAAUAAACAAAUGUAAAAAUAGUAAACAAUCGAAAAUGAGAAGUACUUAUAAUAAUAAUUCUAGUAAAGUCGCCCGUUUCAUAAGUUAUAACUGUAAGUCUGUGAAGCGCUCAGUUGACUGCAUAAGGAAUUUGUGUACUAAGGCUGACAUAAUUGCCCUUCAGGAGACGUGGCUAUAUCCUUGUGACCUACAUUUCUUGGGUACCAUACACCCGGAUUUCGCCUACAUUGGGACAUCUGCCGUGGACACCUCGACGGGACCUAUGCGUGGAAGGCCGCAUGGAGGCGUUGCGCUGCUCUGGCGUAAGGGCGCAUUUCAGUCUGUAUCUGUUAUCAGUUGUGAUAGUGUGCGCCUUGCCGCGAUAAGGAUUACUACGGGUUGGAAUAGGUACGUAAAGGAAGUGCAUGAACGGGCUCGGCUCAGUUUCCAAGAGUGGUCUUUACAUGGUAAGCCAUCUCAAGGUCCUCUUUAUACUAAGAUGGUGGAAUCCAGAAGGGACUUCAAACUUAAGUUAAAGUGGUGCCAAAAUCACCAGGAGCAAAUCAAGAUGGACAUGCUAUCAACUCACCACCUCAAUAAAAAUUUUAGUAAGUUCUGGAAAUGUACAAAGAAACUUUCGCCUGAGCCGGGUCGGUCAGUGAAUGUUGAUGGUCUAAACGAACCGAGUGCGAUUGCAAACCAUUUUAAAAAUAUUUUCAGAGUCAAACCCCCACAGAGGCACGCGAAGGGGCGGCCAGAGAAGUACAAGAAGUGUUAA
Messenger RNA from Leguminivora glycinivorella, 901 nucleotides. RefSeq lists its product as uncharacterized. Gene Ontology annotation, molecular function: catalytic activity. The coding region runs from base 179 to 901 and encodes 240 amino acids. Lineage: Eukaryota; Metazoa; Arthropoda; Insecta; Lepidoptera; Tortricidae. The transcript has 3 exons. The record is from RefSeq and is a predicted model, not a curated record.